Mycena indigotica is the source of this 732-nucleotide messenger RNA. RefSeq lists its product as uncharacterized. The transcript has 3 exons. Bases 40 to 732 code for a protein of 230 amino acids. The record is from RefSeq and is a predicted model, not a curated record. Lineage: Eukaryota; Fungi; Basidiomycota; Agaricomycetes; Agaricales; Mycenaceae.
GUUGCCCUCGCCCUCGUCGUCAGCCCAUCCCUCGGAGCGAUGUUCAUCCUGCCCGCCCACGGCGCCGCCGCCGCGCUCCCGCAGCCGCUCGCGCACCUCGCCGCGCACUCCGCCGGGCCGCUCCUCCGCUCGUGGCCCGCAGCUCUCGUGCUCGCCCUCGCGCUCGUCCUCCUUGUUCGCGCCGCCGUCGCUGUCGCUACCUUCGCCCUCGCCCGGUUCCGCCCGAAGGCCGUCCCGAGCGGCCCCGGCGCCAAGGAGAAGCAGGCGCAGGAGGCGCACCCGUCCCCGGUGCCCGCCGAUGCGAACGGCCAUGCCCAGCAAGGGCCCGCGAAAGGCCGCUGGUGGAACGGGCUGUUCCGGCUGCGCGCGAGUUUGCCGCCGCUCAGCCUUGCAGAGGCCCUCCCCAUUACGCUCCACCCGCCCCCGCCGCCGGUUAUGCGGGGCCGAUACGUGUACCGCGGCGGAAGGGGCGUGGGGUUCAGCACCCGCAAGGAGACGGCGUUGGCUGUGGAGACACCAGUGCCGGCGAUCUACGAGACCCAGACCCCCGCGUCGAUGGCGAAGCUCAUCAUGAGCAGGCAUACCUACCGCCGGCCCACCCCGCCGUCGCUGCCCCAAGCCCCGCGCCGCGUGCGCGCCCCUUCAAUAAUCAGCGCGCCGCCGAUGCUCCCGCCCUCGCGCUCGCCGUCGCCGCCGUCCCGCUCGCCGUCGCCCCCCGCCGAGGAGCCCUAG